Messenger RNA from Syzygium oleosum, 914 nucleotides. Its product is annotated as MYB-like transcription factor ETC1. Gene Ontology annotation, cellular component: nucleus. Gene Ontology annotation, biological process: cell differentiation. Bases 266 to 490 code for a protein of 74 amino acids. Lineage: Eukaryota; Viridiplantae; Streptophyta; Magnoliopsida; Myrtales; Myrtaceae. Gene Ontology annotation, molecular function: transcription cis-regulatory region binding. The record is from RefSeq and is a predicted model, not a curated record. The transcript is spliced from 3 exons.
UUCUUCUUCUUCACCAUCCAUUCUUUGCUCUGCAUUUUCAUUUCCAUUUUCAAUUUUUUUCUUGUCUCAGUUUCUGUUGUGGGAAUAUGAUUUCUCCAAGGGGUGUUUCAUCCAUUAUUAAUAAGCACCAGUACUUAAGCGCCCCCAGAUUGCCCCAACAGCAAGUGAAACUUCCCUCUCGGCUUCUCUUUCUUUUAUGUAAAUUCCAAGAACAGCGACAGAUAAGGCCUUGAGAUCUGCAAAGUCUACUUCACACUACUCACUGAUGGCUGAUUCUGAACAUUCUUCUUCUGAUGACACUUACGUGGACUCUAGAGAAGAGACAAGCGAAGAAUCAAAGCUAGAGUUCUCUGAAGAUGAGGAGACCCUUAUAAUUAGAAUGUAUAAUCUGGUUGGAGAAAGGUGGUCUCUGAUUGCUGGCAGAAUCCCAGGAAGGACGGCUGAGGAAAUUGAGAAGUACUGGAAUUCUAGAUACUCAACAAGCCAAUGAAAGUACUAAAUCAAGAUGACUGUCUUAUUUAGAGUGACAUGAAUGCUUGGCUCAGAAAAUUUUCUCUAAGAUAUGAAGAUUUUCUCACUCUGGGUUCUGUACUUAAGACCCAUUGAAGUUCUGGGCCAUUUCAUAUGAUCUUUAGGAAUGGAGUUUCUCCCCCUCUUUUGGUCGGUUGAUCUUUGUUUGGUGAUCAUGGUUGGGGUAAAGCCAUUGGUUUUUUUUCAAGGUUCAAUGUAUUUGCAAGUGUAGGACCUAAAAUUCUUGAUGUAUAUUGUUCCCUCUAGUUACGGUGUACAAAUGCGUCUGCCUUUAGUGUUGUCCCUGAUGAUUAUGACAUUGUUACUCCCUUUUUUACCACUAAUGUGUGCCUAAAGUAAGGUGUGCCUUAAAGUUUGAGAAUAUACCGUAAGAAUUUAUCAAA